CGCGGUAGCUGUCUGUUGUGAUUUCGCUAAUUGUUGUCAAUUGGCCCCGUAAACAUCAAACAUCAACCUCUCGCUUUGCGUUGUAAACCCGAAGUUAUCGAAAUUUCUUAUCCUCAUACUAGAGCUCACGAAGACCUUGACCGUUUGAAAUCAUGUGUGGAAUAACCGCAUCGUUGCUCCUCAAAGGAAGAGACCCUUCAAGCAGGGAGACCCUAAAGGAAGAAAUUAGGGAUGGCCUAAACAUCAUCAAGCAUCGUGGUCCAGAUGCUGAAGGGGAUUGGAUCAGCCCGAAUGGUCGUGUCGGUCUUGGUCACGUUCGUCUCUCAAUUAUAGACCUUGCUCCCACUGGCAAUCAACCUUUCCACUCGAGGAAUGACAGAAUCCACGCUGUUGUCAACGGCGAGAUCUACGAUCACGACCGCUACCGCGAAGAGCUCAAGUCCGAAUACCACUUCGUUGGCCACAGCGACUGCGAGAUCCCGCUCGCAUUGUACCAACAUUAUGGUCUUUCCCUCAUGCCGCACCUCCGCGGGGAGUUUGCCCUUGUGUUGUGGGACUCUAAACGCGAGCUCUUCUUCGCCGCACGCGACAGAUAUGGCGUUAAACCAUUGUAUUAUACGGUCGUGGAAGGGAGGUUGUUAGUAGCCACGGAGAUGAAGAGCUUCUUGGCGUUUGGAUGGAAGCCGGAAUGGGAUGUACAGGCUCUGGUUGAUCAUGGGUGGAGAACUGAUGGAAGGACUAUGUUCAAGGGCGUGCGGAAAGUUUUGCCUGGACAUUACCUCAUCAGCAAGCACUAUGGACCAGUGGAGGAAAAGCCCUAUUGGGACAUUGAAUACCCCGACAAGAGGAUGAGUGGAACUAACAGCAUCCAGAAUGUGAGGGAGACGCGAACUGAAGGCGAAAUGAUUAAGGGCGUGCAGGACCGCAUGCUUGAAUCUGUUAGACUACGUCUUCGCGCUGACGUACCUGUGGGUAUCUACCUCUCUGGUGGUCUCGAUUCCUCAGCUAUCGCGGGAAUGAUUGCGCAUGUCCUCAAGGAGGGUCAUACCAAACUUGGAAAUGAUGCAAGCAGGGAUCUGUCCAAAAUGACUUGCUUGUGUGUCCAAUUCGACAAAGACAGUGGUGCAGACGAGUCUGAAAUUGCGAAGCGCACCGCAGAUUGGCUUGGCGUCAAGUUCGUACCCGUGGUGAUGGAUGAUGAGGCACUGGCAAAGAAUUUCGAAGACGCUGCAUGGUUCUCCGAGACAGUCAUGCCGGACGCGAAUGGCCCCGGGAGACUGGCUAUGGCAGCCAUUGCUCACAAGCAAGGCUUGAAGGUUGUCCUCACAGGUGAAGGUUCCGAUGAGCACUUCGGUGGCUAUUCGUCGUACGCCCCAGAAGCCAUCCGGGAGGCCGAUCCAUCAUGGCCUUUGUCUGACUUCCCAGAGUCGGAUCGGCUAGAAGGGCUUCGAUUGGCAGAGGCCAAACCGGAUCUUAACUUCGGCGGCAAAGUAGGAGAGCGCCCGGAGUCUACCUCACGCAUGCUCAACGGCAGUAUACAAACCAAGCGUCUCGCCACCUUGACGCCGGCCAAGUGGGCAUCUUGGACUGAUUGCUACACCGACACGGACCAAGAGACGUUGAUGGUCGAAAGCUUCGAUGGUUGUGUCCGUGAGGCCAUCGCUACUAAAUGGCAUCCGCUACACACUGCUCAAUAUAUUCAUACGAAGACAGCGUUCCCGAACCUCCUCUUGCGCUAUGUUGGCGACAAUGUCGACAUGGUCAACCAGAUCGAGAGUCGCACCCCCUUCCUUGACCACCACGUUACUGAGUAUGCCAAUGGCCUCCCACCGAGCCUGAAGAUGAAGUAUGACCCGGUAGCCAAGACCUUUAACGAAAAGUAUGUAUUGAAGGAGGCGAUGCGGCCUUUCGUUCCUGACGAGAUCUACAAGCGGAAGAAACAUUCUUUCGUCGGCCCAACACGCUAUCCAGAUGGACCAUUCAAGGAUCUGCUCGAGAAGCUGAUCACCAAAGAAAACAUCGAGCAACUGGGGUUCCUUGACUGGACGCAGACGAGUGAGCUCGUGGGCAAGGCCUUCGAGGGAAGUGACCCUUUUGCCAUGAGGGGCGCCAUGGUGGCGGCGCAGUUCGUGGUGCUGGGAACGAGGUUUGGCGUUGCGAAGGCAACUCCAGAGAUUACCACGCAGACAUAGAGUGAAUCUAG
This is a messenger RNA of Cucurbitaria berberidis CBS 394.84, 2203 nucleotides long. Its product is annotated as asparagine synthase. The record is from RefSeq and is a predicted model, not a curated record. Gene Ontology annotation, molecular function: asparagine synthase (glutamine-hydrolyzing) activity. Bases 153 to 2192 code for a protein of 679 amino acids. Gene Ontology annotation, cellular component: cytosol. NCBI's taxonomy places the organism in Eukaryota, Fungi, Ascomycota, Dothideomycetes, Pleosporales, Cucurbitariaceae. The transcript has 6 exons.